AAACAAAGGCAUUAUGAUCCUUUAAAGGCCAUGUGGAAUGUUAGUUGCUGUUAUGUCAUAUGUACAAAAACGUUUGCUAACUGAAAUCGCGCUAUAACUCCAUAUUUGUGUAUUGAAUGCAUAUAUUUAGUCUUAUUUAAAUCCAAAAAUAUUAAAACACUUAAAAGCUAGAUUGUUUCCGAUCUUUAAAACGUAUUUAUCCUCUACAAUUUUUCACCUGUAUGACCAAGGUUAAAAAAUACGGACCAAGCCUUAUUACAUCACUAACAUAAUAAUAUACUUACUGAACGGCUUGCCGGUCACUGGUUUUGACUACUGACUAACAAGUCUUAUAACAUAACAUCAGAAAUAAAUUUUAUUUCUCCUCUGGUAGAAGUAUUGGCCCUCGAUCUUCAGCCCUGGGUCAAUACAACCACCCUCAAACAAAAAACAAGGUCAAUAUGAUAACUUUGUUAUUGCAUAUACCGGUUAUAUAGAACAAACAAUGGAUCGGCGAUUUAUAUCAGGUGUCAUGCAAUAGAACUAUCACGAUAGGGCACAAAACUGUGAAAUCCAGUGUAAAGUCGUUCGACUUUAAGGCAAUUCGACUCAAGGACGAAUUACCCUACCCAUCGAUUUUGCCCUUAUUUCGUUUGAAGGUAGGACAAAAGUAAAGUAUGUGCUCACUUUUAACAAGGAUAUAUUUUCAGAUCAAGAUGUCUAGAAAAACAGUCUUUGCCUUUGUUAUCCUGGGUCUUAUGUUACUAGCCGCAGUUAUUGCCAUUGUUGUUCUUGCGGUACAAGUAAAUGAAAGCUCAGCUAAAACAGAUGAUGCUGGUGAAGACGACAUAGAUACGUCCAGCUGUGAUGAUAUUGCUAUAAUAGGCGCCGGAAUUUCCGGAAGUUACGCCGCCUGGCGUCUUCGAGACAAAGGCCUCAAGAUAUCAGUGUACGAGUAUUCGGACCGUAUUGGUGGACGGUGUUUUACCGUACAGCUUCCGGACAUACCGGAUGUCAAUAUUGAAAUGGGAGCAAUGCGGUUUGUUCCGAGCUGGCACCAGUUGCUGAACAAAACUAUACACGAGUUAGGUUUGGAAACGGAAGAUUUGACAAAGGCACCGACCGGCAACGGUGAUACUCUCUACUAUCUUCGAGGAAAACAUUUGUCAUACAGUGAACUUCCUUUCAAAGCUCCGUAUAACAUUCCUGAGAAUUACCGAAUUGACUAUGACACACUUAACUGGCAAAUAUACAUGAACUUCACAACAGAAAGUAGCAGAAGUGAAACACUUCCGUCUGAAAAUAAGCAAUACAUUAAAUCCUUAGACGGUGUUGAUUUAUAUAUGCAAAGUUGGGACUUCUUCAGUGGUAAGUUUCUUGACAAAGAAACAACCGCUUACAUUGAAGAUGCUGCCGGCUACGACGACGGCUUCGCAGGUACAAGUGCAGCAAAAUAUGUUCCAAAAGCUAAACAGUCGGAAUGGAGUACUGCCCGCUUUAAAACGGUUACGAAAGGAUUUCAAGCCCUUCCAACAACGAUGCUAGAACAAUUUCUCAAUGAAAGCGCUAAAGAUCGAUUUUACCCAAAUCACCACUUGCGCUCCAUCAAGAGAAACCAGAAUGGAAUGUAUCUAAUUACAUUUCAACCGACAGAAACUAUAUCUGGUAUUACCUCAGAUGUGCAGGUUAGUAUCAAGCCAAAUCUUAAACAUAUAGUUUGUUAA
This is a messenger RNA of Mercenaria mercenaria, 1703 nucleotides long. RefSeq names its product achacin-like. The coding region runs from base 657 to 1703 and encodes 348 amino acids. Gene Ontology annotation, molecular function: oxidoreductase activity. Lineage: Eukaryota; Metazoa; Mollusca; Bivalvia; Venerida; Veneridae. The record is from RefSeq and is a predicted model, not a curated record. The transcript is spliced from 7 exons.